AACAUGGCCGAAGCGAGCGGCGUUAACGUAGCCAGCGGCUGUGAGGAAAAGGGGCCUGGGGAAUUGUCCCAGGAAUCUGCGCGCCCGGGCACUACCAUUUCGAGGGUGAAGCUCUUCGACACCAUGGUGGACACCUUCCUCCAGAAGUUGGUCGCUGCUGGGAGCUACCAGAGAUUCACUGACUGUUAUAAGCACUUCUACCAGUUGCAGCCUGAGAUGACCCAGCGCAUCUAUGACAAGUUUGUAACUCAGUUGCAGACAUCUAUCCAGGAGGAAAUCUCUGAAAUCAAAGCGGAGGGAAAUCUGGAAGCUGUCCUGAAUGCGUUGGAUGCGAUUGUGGAUGAGAGCAAGGACUGCAAGGAGCCCGCCUGGCGCCCUAGUGGGAUCCCGCAGAAGGACCUGCGCAGCGCUAUGGUGCCCUACUUCCUGCAGCAGCGGGACGCCCUGCAGCGCCGUGUGCAGAAGCAGGAGGCCGAGAACCAGCAGCUGGCAGACGCCGUCCUGGCCGGGCGCAGGCAGGUGGAGGAGCUGCAGCGGCAGGGCCAGGCCCGGCAGCAGGCCUGGCAGGCUCUACACAGAGAACAGAAGGAGCUGAUGGCCGUGCUGAGGGAGCCUGAGUGAGGAGGAGAAGGCCGGGCCCAGGAGCAGAGGGCAGUCAAGGUCAAGGGCCUGUGGUCCAGGCUGCUGGGCCUGAGUGAGCUGCCUCUGAGCACAGUCCCUGAGCAGGGGUGGAAUUUGCUGGAGAAGGAGGCCUCAGCUCUCUCCACUGCCAUCGUGCCUUUGGGGCUCCCCUGCGGUCAUAAGCACACACUACCUUCAGAGUCCUCCCUGUUUUCUUCCCACUGGAGGAUUCUCGGCCAGCCCCUGCCCUGGGAACCGGGCCCUGUGCUUCCUCUCCUCACACGCACUGCUGGUUCCCGAGCCCUCCCUAGGGCCUGGCUUGGGGAAUCUGUGUUCAAUUUCCACGGAUUGCCCCCUUGCUGGCCAGCCCGAGGGCCCUUGCCAUGUUCUCCCCACAUCCGCAAAUAAACUUCCGCCACGACACUGUAAUCUGUGAGGAUGCUUCCUCCGCCUGGGCCUCUCCCAGGACUCUCCUGGGCCAAGAUCCCGUGCUGGACUCCAGAGCCCUGACUCCAACUGAGGCCUCGGUUGCAGGGCUCUGAGAGC
Hippopotamus amphibius kiboko is the source of this 1167-nucleotide messenger RNA. RefSeq names its product polyamine modulated factor 1 (gene PMF1). Lineage: Eukaryota; Metazoa; Chordata; Mammalia; Artiodactyla; Hippopotamidae. Gene Ontology annotation, biological process: chromosome segregation. The record is from RefSeq and is a predicted model, not a curated record. Gene Ontology annotation, cellular component: MIS12/MIND type complex. The transcript is spliced from 5 exons. Bases 4 to 621 code for a protein of 205 amino acids.